GCUACUCUGGGCUUUUCCCCCGUGUAGACAAGCCCAGGGUGUAAAGGAAGGUUUACGCUGCAUUGAUCACAGGACUGAUGAUCAGAUGACAUACGUUAAGAGGAACAAGUGCUGCUGCUUUGGGUUGGUUUUUACUUUGCAUCUCCUGUGUUUUUAACUGUACGUCUAAAGCACCCAGAGCUUUGGAUGGUGGGGGCGGAGUGCCCUUUGAUGUGGGGCUCAGAUCAGACAGAAAUCUAAAUAAAGAAAGAAAAUCAUUCAGUCCAGGUGCAACCUCACAACAGGGUUACAGCUGGGAUGAAUUUGGUCCAAUAUGUUUUGAAGCCUCCUAUAAAACUUCCUUUAUGGUUUGCAUACCAUUUGUAUUUGUAGCGCGAGAAAGGAUCUGAUACAGGACCUCAAGCAUAGCGAGUUCUUUUUGUUGCUUUCCUCCUUUCUGUUAUUGGAAAUACGUGCCACAGGAAGCAAGCAGCCAUCACUGAAUGUGCUCUAACUCCUGUUUUACAAAGGGAGAAGAUGGAGUUCAUCAGUAUGUUACUUUUCUUGCUACAAGUUUCAGGUGCAGCAAGACGACGCAUUCAAGUGACUGGUGAGGUUGGAAGAUCCAUCACCAUAAAGUGUCCUGUGAAGGACAUUUCCAGUCGAAAAUUCUGGUGCAGGGAGCUCGAGACAGGGGCCUGUGGCACCAUCAUCUCCACCACUCCAUACAUCAGUGAGAAUUACAGGAAUAGAAUAUCCAUCACCGAGGCGCCUCAGGAAGAAAUAUUUCAAAUUACAAUCACAAGGCUGGAAGAGGAGGACACGGGGCUGUACAUGUGUGGGACAGGAUUUGUAAAUGACAAAGGCAGUGGAAGGUCCCUCCAAGUGGAGCUGAAGGUUUCUAAUGGGAAUGCUCCCCCCAGAAUGGGCCUGUUGUCUGCUGAACCCCUGAGACGUGACAGACCUAUUGUGGUACCAACAGAGUCUGGCAACAAAGGUGCUGACACUCAAGGAGUCACACAACCACAGAUGACUAAUGGAGCACGGGCAAAAUAUACCUCCUUUGCUGCACCUGGCAUCAAAUUCCCUGAAAAUACAAUAAUUACGCCUGCAGACGUCAUUGGCACCACUGUUACCAAUGCAGAGUCUGAAAGUAUAACAAAGGGGAUUCCAAAGACUUCCAGGACAAUCGGCUAUGCACAUCCCAGGCAUACAAAGCGCCUCUUGAGAAGCAAUUAUGGGAAUGAUGUCUUUCAAAUCCUGAUACCAAUUCUCCUGAUAAUGCUGCUGCUUGUGGCUUCUGUGAUAAUUGUUAGAAAACAGCUACGAGGGAAGAAAGGCAUUACAAUCUACAUGUUUGGCUGUUUUGGAGAAGCAGCUUCCAGUGAAACCUAUGGAAUAAAUCAGAGGUUGAGUGCGCUCGAACAUGGCCAAGGGCACAUUCCAAUGGAAAAUAUCUACAGCGUGUUACCCCGCAGGCUCGAGGGAGCUGACAGGAACAGUUCUCAUGUACCUCAUGACUCAUAUCACUGCAGAGUUGACUUAUAAGAGCUGCUGUGACAGCACAUCGGUCACCAGGCACAGCUGAGGAAGGACUUGAGGCACACACAAAGCCGCCUCCAAUCAGCACCUGAACCCUACAUGUCAAAGCAUUCCUUUGAUGCUGUGACCACGCUGCUCUGCAGAAGCUGGUCUACAUGCUUUCUCCACACAAAGUGCUAAUGCUAAGUUUACAAAGGUACAAUGGAUUUGCUGUGAUUGUUUAAAUGUGAUUUUUCUAGUUUGCUCUGCAGAUCUUGGUCUUGCUUUGCAGAGCUUGGUCUGUACAGAUGGUUGCCAAAACACGCAGGUUCAGGUAAACAUUAAAAGCAGAGGUAAACUUUUCCCCUCAAUAUUUAUUGACUGUGGAUGAAGAUUUCUCCUAUGCAGAGGGCCCGUGCAGGACCGAAGCACCACUUAAAUCCUCAAAUUAGGUUAAUAGACUGAAGUGUUGUCUCGGUUUUGUGCUCUUUGCACAAGAAAGGAUUUCACCCUAUAAGCUCAUUGGCAUUUUGAUAUAGCAUUAAAGUUCAUCUUCAUUGUCAGCUUGAACUAGGUGAAUAUAGUUGGUAAUCCAGUGCCCAGAAAAAGAAGAAGGAGAAUUGUUUUGCAACAAUUUCUCGUGUUUCAUCAAGUGUAUUUUUGGUGCUAAAUUUCUGAUCAGCUAUGAAACUGGAUGGAAAACAGAGUUUGUUUUUUUUCCUUUCCAAAUACUUUAUACACGUUUUUCAUUCAAAUAAAUAAAAAUGUUUUGGAGAAA
Messenger RNA from Chrysemys picta bellii (western painted turtle), 2278 nucleotides. RefSeq names its product Fc mu receptor (gene FCMR). Gene Ontology annotation, cellular component: plasma membrane. The record is from RefSeq and is a predicted model, not a curated record. NCBI's taxonomy places the organism in Eukaryota, Metazoa, Chordata, Testudines, Emydidae. Gene Ontology annotation, molecular function: transmembrane signaling receptor activity.